UUCAUGAAUUCCACCACCAUCCUUCCACCGGAGACCCACAUCGCCGACGAUUUCACCGGAAACCGCUGCCGCAUAUCAUUAUCCUCCGAUGGCUACUCUCCAAACCAAACCAACGUCCCCUUUCUCCUCCAGCCCUCAUACUCCCACAUAUCAUCAUCAAAAUCCGACGAGCUCCGCCACUUCGGAAUCUCCCUCAAAUGGUGCCUCCUAGACCACUCCUCCACCACCGGCCGGCUCGUAUCCUACCUCGCCUUCGCCUUUCUCACCAUCAUCGUCCCCGCGGCCGCCUCCAUCGCCUUCCGUGACCCCGCCGCCGACCCCAUCCGCUUCAACAAGCUCGUCCAGCUCCCCGAGUCGGGCCUCGCCGCCAUCGGCUUUCUCCUCCUCGCUCGCUUCUUCAGCCGCUACAGACUCCGGCAGCUCCUCUUCCUCGACGCCCUCCGCGACGACUCCCUCUUCGUCCGCCGCCGCUACGCCGCCGAGCUCGACAAGGCCUUCCGCCGCCUCUCCCUCAUCCUCUUCCCGGCCUUCUUCGUCGAGCUCGCCCACAAGAUCAUCUUCUUCUCCUCCGUCACCCUCUCCCUGCCCUUCCUCCCCCCAAACGGCGUCGUUCCAGUCAACUCUAUCCUCUUCUUGCUUGUCCUCGCAUCGUGGGUUUAUCGGAGCGGCGUUUUCUUGCUGGUUUGCGUCAUGUUUAGGCUGACUUGUGAGCUCCAGAUUCUUCGGUUCGAAGGGUUUCAGAAGAUGUUCGAAGGGGUCGAGUCGAACUGUGAGAUGAUGUUUAAAGAACACGUGAGGAUUAGGAAACAGUUGUGGGUUACGAGUCAUAGGUAUAGGUUUUUCAUUAUUGGAUGUUUGGUGGUUAUUACUGUUAGUCAGUUUGGAGCUCUUUUGCUGGUUUUUGCCUCCAAGACCGAGAAGAACUUCCUAAAUUCCGGUGAUCUUGUGGUAUGUUCGGUGGUGGAGAUUAGUGGGUUCUUCUUGUGUCUAGUUGGGGCAGCAAGAAUCACACACAGAGCCCAAAGAAUCGUGUCCAUUGCAACAAGGUGGCACAUGCUAGUGACUUGUGCAUCUGCUGGGCCAGACCAAUCCAAAGCCCAUAUUCAUGACGCUAACAAUGACCAAUGCUGUGGCGAUAUCAGUGAUUCUGACUCGGACAAUUUUAUUUCGGCUUCACCACAGGAUCCUUCCUCCUUCCAAACUAGGCAAGCCUUAGUGGCCUAUUUACAACACAAUAAUGGAGGGAUCACCCUUUUCGGGUUUGCGCUGGAUCGCGGACUGCUUCACACACUAUUUGCCUUUGAGUUCUCUCUUGUUUUGUGGAUUCUUAGUAAAGUGGUGGUUUUGUCUUGAGCAGUUGCUGAAUCCGUCUUUGUGUGAGGUCAUAUCCAUUCAUGAAUAUUAGAAAUUAGAAUGGCUAGCCAGCUGGAAAAAUGAUAUUCAUGGUGCUAAAUAGCUUGUUGUAUACAUAUCUAAGAAUUUUCAGGCCAAUAUUUUGCUACUUACAUUGUGAAAAGAG
Morus notabilis is the source of this 1519-nucleotide messenger RNA. RefSeq lists its product as uncharacterized. The transcript has 4 exons. Bases 4 to 1353 code for a protein of 449 amino acids. The record is from RefSeq and is a predicted model, not a curated record. Lineage: Eukaryota; Viridiplantae; Streptophyta; Magnoliopsida; Rosales; Moraceae.